Molecule: messenger RNA, 490 nt
Organism: Ceraceosorus bombacis
Lineage: Eukaryota; Fungi; Basidiomycota; Exobasidiomycetes; Ceraceosorales; Ceraceosoraceae
Source: the annotation of a GenBank genome assembly
AUGCUUGCACGCAUCGCUCCUGCUCUCGCUCGCACAUCCGCGUCAAGGUUCGCACCUGCGGCUGUACGUCACUACUCGGUGAGUCUGCAGCGAGAUGUCAAGGCGAAUAUAGAGUUGCGAAAGAGUGGGGUCAAGGGUAUAUGGGGAGCAGGGCAAGGUUCAGCCAUCGCAAUACGUCGCUUUCGCGCGCUGAAUCACAGGAUGAGAUGUAUGCUGAUCCCACCUAUGCUCUUCCGGACGCGCCCCUGUUUUGCAGGCUCCUACGCAAUCCGAGCAAGCGGCCAAGGCGCAUCACAACAAGGAUGACCCCGACACUCUGGCAGCCAAGACCACAAAGGAUUCUCACGCCCACAACCGCCCGGACAAGCUGAACGACCACCCUAACGAUGUGCCCACUCACAGCGAGGAGAGUGCUCACGCUCACAAAGACUCUAGAAGCCCGGAAGAGCUCGCUCAUGAGACCUCCAAGCGCGCUCAGGGCAAACACUAG